Molecule: messenger RNA, 7800 nt
Organism: Ostrea edulis (European flat oyster)
Lineage: Eukaryota; Metazoa; Mollusca; Bivalvia; Ostreida; Ostreidae
Product: kinesin-like protein KIF26A
Exons: 17
Coding region: 1018-7449 (2143 amino acids)
Biological process (GO): microtubule-based movement
Molecular function (GO): ATP binding; microtubule binding; microtubule motor activity
Source: RefSeq, a predicted model, not a curated record
UUCAACAGACAGCCGCUUGUCUUCACACUUGAAGACGUCAUUACCUGCACACAUGUGGACAAUCACGGGCUUCUCAAAAUACGUUGCCAUCAAUCGUAGCCAUCUUGUCUUGCAAUAGAGUUCUACUUUUGUUGCAAGAUGGUCUUUGGCAAAAUCCCUGUUUUCCAAAGAAUGGAGUGACGCUGUAAGUCUUUUUUUCUCUCGCUGAUUUUACGUCUAUAUAGCCAUUAGAGCAUAAUACAAGUCAUCCAGUAUCAUUCAAAUGGAUUUCUGGAUAAACCCAGAUUCGUGCGUUGCCGAUUUGUUGCAGAUGACAUUUUGAUCGAGUCCAGGGCUAGAAAGUCGAAUCUUUAGAGUGUUAAAAGGCCUUUAUUAUCACUAUAUACAUUGUCUACCGGAAAUCGAAUUACCUACGCUCUCUAGAUUCACAACCGAAGAAUAUAUUUCAAAGUGAUAGCAGUGGUGCCAGCUCGGAUGACGGAAAAUGAUUUUAACCAAAUCCUUUGAUUGUUUGUUCAACAGUCAAUUUUUAUGAGGAUAAUUAUCUUAUUCGUAUAAUGUUAUUUAAUUUUUACUCUCAACAAAGAUAUUUCAAGAGUGACUUAAAUCUUCUCCAGUGUUUUAUGAGGACGUGAAAUUGACACUUCAGACUCGGACCUUUCGGGGGAUGUUAAUUUCUUUUUGCCCACAAGUGGGUCCUUGAAGUCUUCCGGGCUACCGAACCGUAUGGGGUGUCCCAAAAGGCCACCCAGUGCUCACGAUAACUGUAAAACUUCACAAAAGAGGGAAUAUUUAAACAAGUGGAUAUUGUGUAUCGAUGAAAAGACGGAAAAUUAAUAUAAGGUGUAAUCGUCAAAUACGAAAAGCCGUCACAGAGGUAACGCCGCACGGACUUUUAUAUCUUCAACAAAAGAAAGACGUCGCCCCUUCAGCUGUUUGAAAUCAAAAUUAAGCCGCAUGAGGCAAGGUACAUGUAUAUAUUAGUAACCAGUACAUAGUGUAUAUGGGAAUGGAAAGAUGGAUGGGAAACCUAAGUCCUCGCAUCCCUCUGGCAUUCCAAUCCCACGUCGGAUUCGGAGAAGUGCAUCCCAAACCAUAUCCCCUAGAUUGUCUAGAAGAGACCAAUAUCAAAGUCAGGCACAGGACCAGAGAGAUCAACGCUGGGAAUCUGGCUCCGAAGAAGGGAGGGAGGCCAAGGCUCCAUUGCUGAAACAGCUUCACUACACCCAAAAGAGGCUGCUACAGUCUUCUGAUAGCCUUGGCCUGCAAACAAAAGUUAGAAAAGGAGGUGUUUCUGAAAACGUCCUGAGGCAAUCUGUGUCAUGUGGUAAAUUGGUGACUAAACAACCUCAAGGAUCAGCAGAAACAGAGGGUGACAACCAGAAUGAAGGCAGAUUCUGUACAGACAAUGUCUCUGUGAAGGCUGCCGUGUGCAUGUUUGGUGGUGAGGCCAAAAUAAGAAAACUGCCAACACCAGACAGGACAUUGAAGAAGGAUGUGGAAAGAGCAACUUCUCCACUCACAGAGAGAAAAGACAACACAAACCAGAAAAUGGAUAUAUUAAACGGAAUGGACGACCAGGACAGAGCGAAUGAUAGGGGUUAUACAAUCAGAGGAACCAUAUCACCUCUGCCAGGAAUUCAUGAAAGUCAUAAAGACAAAGGAACUGAAAGUAAGAUCUCUUUUGUUUUUGGUCGACCUUUAUCUCCAGAGAGUAGGUGUAAGUCGCCUCCCUAUGACAAUGAAGUUCCAGCAGUCAGUCACAAAAAUCCUGCUCCUGGAAGAUACAGAGGUCGGCAUGGUAAGCCACCACUAUAUGUACCUCCUAGCAAGUCAGCUAAAGUGCCUUACCUAGCCAUUGUAGGGAUGAACGGGAGCCAGGGACGACAGUGUUGUGACCAGUGUGUGGCCUGUCUAGUGGAUCUGAAGCAACAAGCCCUUCACCUGAUGAACACAGAGGAUGCCCAUAGGAAGACCAUGUCUAAGAAUUUUCCUGUUGAGAGAAUACGAGAGCAGUUGCUAAUCCCAGACAAAUGUAAGCAGUUUCAGCAGGGCCUCUGUAAUGUCUGUGACACGUCUGUUGUCCAGCUAAAGCGAGAAGUGACCGCUAUGGUCCAGAGCAUCCACCAGGCUCAGACUGAGUCACCGAUACACCCAGGUCAUGUCAUCUCUCAGCAGUCCACCAGCAGAUCACCGAAGCAAAAGACACAAGGAAGCCCAGGACCAGGUGGAUCCAACAAUGUUUAUCUGGACCAGCACCACCCGAAGAACCACCACUUCAAAAUUAAUCAAAUGCUGACGUACCAGCAACCCAGUGCCACUGGAACAAAGUCAGUCCCUGAAAACCUGUCCCAAAUAAUGGAGAACUCCAUCUUGUAUUCUGGAUCACCACAUUCAGUGAAUGCCAACCAAGUACGGCAAAAUUUGCAGUCAAACUCUGUACAUGACAUGGAAACUGGACAAUAUUCUAUGCAAUCUGGAUUUAACCCUCACCAUAUGCAGCAGUACCCUCGAGGUGUUGUUUCCUCGCAAAGUUACCCCAGUCACCAUGGCCAGUCAUAUAGUGUUCUACCAGUGACAUCAGGUUCCCCAUAUAGGGGACAAAAUUUUGGAGCUUCCUAUCAUACGAACCAUACUGGUUCAGGAUACCCAGAUGCAGUGCAAAGUCCACAGUAUUCACAUUUACAGUAUUCAGUGACAGGGACAAAUUAUGGCUCACCAGUGAUGAAUUAUUCUGUGCCUUCUAUGUCUCCAAUCCCCCAUCACUCACGAGCAAUGUCGCCACCACAAGCUGUGUCUCCUGCAUCCCACCACUCGCGAGCAAUGUCGCCACCGCAAGCUGUGUCUCCUGCACCCCACCACUCACGAGCAAUGUCGCCACCACAAGCUGUGUCUCCUGCACCCCACUACUCGCGAGCAAUGUCGCCACCACAAGCUAUGUCUCCUGCACCCCACCACUCGCGAGCAAUGUCGCCACCACAAGCUAUGUCACCACCAUAUGCCAUGUCACCACCUCCUUUUUCCAGGGUAUCCUCCCCUGGUUCAGUGACCAGCCAGCAAUCUGCAGCAGCUUCUUUCUUUGCAAGGGCUGCUCAAAAACUUGGAAAGAAAAAGAAGAAGCAUCAACAUCAGGAACCUGAUCUACCACUGUACCCUACCAAGUUUAGUGAGGUCAUCAAGAACUCUCCACCCCCAGCCCCACCAUGUCUUCUGAGAGCUGCUGGACGUCUUCAGCAACCAGGAAUAGGAAAGGUCAAGGUCAUGUUGAGGAUCUGCACUGAAGGAUCUCAUUCUGACCAAGCACAGUCUUGUUUAUCCAUUGAUCCCAGGAAAAAACAGGUUACAGUAUUUGACCCUUCGACAGUUGGAGUCACAACUUCAUCUCACCGUAGAACAACACCUGUGGCCCCUAAGAUGUUUGCCUUUGAUGCAGUAUUUUCACCUGAUGACUCCCAGACUGAAAUUUGCUCUAGCAGCCUGACAGAAAUUAUCCAAGGUGUUGUUAAUGGAGCUGAUGGCUGCCUUUUUUCCUAUGGAUAUUCUAGACUAGGUAAAUCCUACACCAUGAUGGGGAAGGAUGCAUCUUCCCAAACUCUAGGAAUUAUGCCCUGUGCCAUUGCUUGGCUGUUUCGCCUCAUUGAUGAACAGAAGGAAAAGACAGGGGCCAGAUUCUCUGUCCGGGUUUCAGCAGUAGAAGUAUCAGGGAAGAGCGAACAGCUGAAAGAUCUGUUAGCUGAAGUUGCAAAAUACACAGAAGCAGGAGUGGGAACAGCCCCAGGUGUCUAUUUGAGAGAGGACCCUAUCUGUGGGACUCAGCUAGAGAACCAGAGUGAACUACGGGCACCUUCUGCAGAUAGAGCUGCCUACUAUCUGGACGCUGCUCUGGCUUCUAGAGCGCAAGAAGAUGAAGAGUUGAGGUCCUCACACAUUGUGUUCACCCUCCAUGUAUAUCAAUACAGGAUAGAGAAGGCCAAUCAAGCAGGACUUCCUGGAGUGGCUGGUGGUAGAAGCCGUCUUCAUUUAAUUGACCUUGGCAGUUCCUCAAAAUCCAAAGGUCCUGACAAUGUUUCACUUAGCCUUUCUGCACUGGGGAAUGUUAUUAUGGCACUGCUUAAUGGCCAAAGACAUGUUCCUCACAGAGACAGCAAAGUGGCCCAGCUGUUGAGGGAUUCUCUUGGAGGAAUUUCAUGUCGUACUUGUAUGCUUGUACAUGUUUCUUCUGCUGCAAGUCACCACAACGAAACCUUACAAGUCAUUCAGUUAGGAGCAAGGAUUCACAGAAUGAGAAGGAGAAAAACAAAGUUUUCAAGUACCAGUUCUGAUGACAGUUCCACAGACGAUGGACGACUUCGACGACCUUUCAAGGGCUGCAGAAUGGGAACCCUUAGAGAAGACUUGUUAUAUCAUUCUUCUCAUUCAGAUCCUGACUAUUAUACUUCCAGCAGUGAACAGUCAUGCGAUACUGCUAUAUAUGUGGGUGGUAAUGGACAGUCUCUUAGUGACCGUGAAAUCACUGACAAUGAAGGACCACCAAGGUCAGUUCCAAGGACAAACCCAAGAUUACCAAGAAGACCAAGUGGGUCGAGGUCAUCUGGAGAUGAAGGAUCCAACUCGGACAGUGGAAGAAGUCGAGCCUCUUCAGAUUUUAGAUAUGGAAGAGCUGCUUUAAUUCAAAAACAAAAUUUUAAUGUGAACAGGACAAUAUCAGUAAGAAACCAACCACAGUCUGUGAAAACAGCAUCAGUAGUAAGGGAUGUCAGUGUUGUACCAACUCAAACAAUGUCACCACCAGUGUCACCAGGCAUAGGGCAGGUUCAACAUCCUCUCAAAACUUCAACACGUUCUAGAUCACAAGACUCACCCCAAAGGCUAACAGUGAAAGGAACUCCAUCUGAGCAGUUUAAAGGAGAACAGUGGAUUGAUGGCCCAGGUGUGUAUUCAAAAAGCAAAAUCGUGGAGGAGCAAUGGAUUGAUGGACCUCAAGCUUUUGUCAAACAGGAACUCAUUAACACACUGGAUCCAGCAAAUAAGCAUUUAUUUAAUCCCAAAAUGAAUGCUGAAGAGCAAUGGGUAGAUGGACCUAAAGAAAUGAUAGCAGGAUCUCAACCACUAAAUAGAGAGGGAAAAGUCAGUCAUUCAAAAGUGACUGUGCACAAUAGUUGUAAAGUUGAAAAACAUUUGAAACACAAAUCCAAAUCAGUGCUAGAAAUGAAAGAUCGUCCUAAUAGUACUCUCAGUGAAGAAAGCAACUCUUCAAUGGCCGUGCAGGGUCCAGAUUCAAGACCAGUCAGUGCACAUGAAUCGGAUGAAAAAGUUGAUGCAAACCAGCAAAAUGUGAAGCCUUUUGUGCGGGACUGGGUACAGAAACAUAGUGCAAUUAUUGACAGUAAUAGUUCUCCAAAGAGGGAGGAGCGUUCUGAAAACUUGGAAACAUCAUGCAAGCACAAAAAGCCAAAGGCAGAGGCUCAUCGUAAACUCAGUGCCUCAACACCCAAACAGUCUCCCAUAAAUUCACCAUCAGUUCCAAGAAAAACCAAAUGUGACUCACAAGCUAUUGGAAAAUUACAGAAAUCUCACUUACCAACACCAUCCAAUCCCACAAAACGUGUCAAAGACUGGAUACAAUCUGUAUCUAUUGAACAGGCCCAAUCAAACUGUGACAAUUUUGUCUCUGUUAGUGAUUUUAGUAGCGACCUCCCUGUGAGAAUGUCUGAAUUGAAUACUUCUCAGGAUGUGUCAUCUUGCAGUAGCAUUCAGGUAGAUACUACCAUGGAGGUAGACUCUCAAUGUGAAAUUACCAUGAACACAGCUCCUUGCAGCAGCGACGGCCGACCAGACGAAUUGGCUGAAUGCAAUAUUGGUGACAUUAGUUUCGAUAGUAGUGUUGAUGCUGCUGAAACCACUAAUUCACUCAAACGGGAAUCUAUUUAUGAAAUGCAGAUGGAUGCACAACUAGAAAAGAGUGAUUUGAAAAAUGUUGACAUCCCAGACAAUGAUACAUUUAGUACAGUUAGCAAAGAUGAGGACUCCGAUUGUGAAAAUGAGCCCCUCCUUGCUAAAGAAUACUGUUUUCCACAUUCAUUAACUGCUGAAAGUUUGAAAACCCUUGUUGCAGAACCAUUUGGUGUUGAUCAACAAAAAUUGAAUCAAGGUCAGUCGUGUCAAAGUUGCGAGAACGAUACAGUUGUCCAAGAGAGCUUUUUCAUUUAUGAUAAAGCUAAACCAUUAUCUUCUUUAUAUCGCAAACCCGAUGGUGCUUCAAAUCCAAAUUUAGUCAAUGAACUUGAUUAUGAAGGAAAAACCAAUAUGAAUUUCGUAAGGGGGGAAUACAUCAUCAAUCAAGUGCAACAGAUAUCUAGUCAGAAUAUGGAUAUUUACCAGAAAGCUACCUCAGUUCUGAAGCAUGAGGAAUCUGAUAUUCGAAAAUCCAAGUCAAAACCUCCUCUUCCAAAAUCCUCUUGUAAAUCUCAUAGUGCUAGUCCAUCACGCAGCAAAGAUAUCAGUCUCAGUCCAAAGUCCACUAGCUCAUAUUCAAGUAAGACAUCUUCACCAGGAGGUCAUGUCAGUCGUUCCAAAGAGAAGUCUCGUCAAAUGUCAACAUCCUCAAUGUCUUCGCAGUCCUCUCUUCCAGUCACCAGCAGUCCAUCCUCAAAAUCUUCCAAGUCUCCAUCACCUAGUAAACUUCCAAUUUUCUCCAGCAAAACAUCUCGCAGAAAAGACAAGGAAUUUAAAGUUAGCAAUGGCCGUGUUGUAGAGCUAAACACCUCCAAUAGGGGAACAGACUCUGACAGUGGUAAUGACAGUGGUAUUGUUGCACAUGAAAAGAAAUUACUUUCUCCAUACAGCACUGUUACAAAGCCACGAACCCCAAGCCAUUCCAGUAGUGGACAUGGGAGUGAUAACAGCAGCACAGUCAGUGCUGAUCUGCGAUCCCAGCUGGGAAUCAAGGACAAACUUCACGGAGGGACCAGCAGUGGAUAUGAAAGCAUGUUAAGAGACAGUGAAGAGGCAUCAGCAACAUCCUCUACACAGGAAGACAGCAACAGCGAGUCGCCAAAUGACAAAAAGAAGGGAUCUAAAAGGAAGAAGUCGAGUACUAAACGAAGUCGCUCAGCACCAGCUAGGUCUAGUGACAGUCCUGAUGGAAUUGGGUCAGUGAUAUCAAGUCCAUCAUCAAAGGCAUGGGUAGACACAAGACAGAUACAGAGGAUCAAAGAAGAGCCAUUUGAAAUAAAGUUAUAUGAUAUGGACGAUGUUGAGCGGCUUGCUAGGAGACGAAACGAAGAAGAGAAUAUCGAGAUAAAAAUGGAAAGGGUGACGAAGCAAGGCAAGCCACUUGAACUAAUUGACCACAAAGAUCAGAUUGUGAUGGAAGACCGCAAUUGGAGAUUUGACUGUCGCUUUUUCAUGUGUUUUUGUCGCAGUAAACAGAAACAAACCGAUGUGUAGCUUGUUAAACCUUGCCAAAAUUCAUCCUUUAAUUCAUUUAACUGCCAAAGUUUUCCAAGUGCAUUAUAAUAGAAGUUCAAAUGAUAUGCAUUUGUUUGUCAGGAUUUUAUUUGAAUGUCAUUAUACACUGUACAUUUUGUAAAUACAGUUUAUUUAUACAUAUAGUGUAUUUAAUAUGCACAUGAAAUGUAAGAUUUUGUACAUUUAUAAUAUUUAUAUGCAGUGAAAUAUAUGCAGUUUCCCUUUCAUAUAGUUUAUGCAUGGUAGACUUUGGGAAUACGAAAAAUGACAUGCAUGAUAUAUACAAACUUGUAUAUCAUCGUACUGUGGUAAUAAAUAUAUUUGUACCAA